Penicillium arizonense is the source of this 321-nucleotide messenger RNA. RefSeq lists its product as uncharacterized. The record is from RefSeq and is a predicted model, not a curated record. The coding region runs from base 1 to 321 and encodes 106 amino acids. NCBI's taxonomy places the organism in Eukaryota, Fungi, Ascomycota, Eurotiomycetes, Eurotiales, Aspergillaceae. The transcript has 3 exons.
AUGGCUGCGUGGCUGCUGGCAUGCAACGUCUUCCUUGAAACAGUCGAUACGUCGAGGAAUGCAUUCACACGCACUGCACUUGUGGCUGUAGACCGCGGUGACCAUGCAUUGGCGAACAGAUUGGAUACUGCGGUAGGCAGCAUAGUCAACAAACGCUGGGUUAAAUUCUGGGUUGCCUAUGGAAUUUCGAAGAACGGUUUUGGCGUUCCCGGGAGCUGGAAGCCAGAAAUUCUCCAACUCCGCCUAAACAUUGUUGUCAAGGCUUUGAUGCUGCCGUGGGAUUGCUACGCGCCUCAGCGGAGUGACGGGCUACACUUCUAG